AUGUUGAUUACAAACAUCGUUCUCUUUAUAUCCGCGGUAUGCUCCGCCACGAGCAUUGCUACCUCGACUGGCACUUCUGUCGCAACGUUCACCAGAUCGAGGCGCGGCAUCGUGUACUCCAACCCCGAAAUCCGCAACAACCACGACUCGAUCAUGGGAGUUCAAACUACGCCAAGAGUCGCCUCUCUUCAGGAUGUCAACUCGGAGUCGCCUCAUUACAGAGGCGUCAAGGCUUCAGACACUCAGAAGGUUCCCUACGCAAGCCCGAAUCACUCUGGAGUCGGUUCUGCUUCUCAUGCAUACGGCAGUGUACCGCCAAAACGGCCGCUUCCUUACGGUUCUUCUUCUGCCCAGCAGAUCGAGUCUCACCGGAAGAGUCCCCUCGCUUCCUACUUUGAUACCUCGAGCACUCCGAAUACGUACAGGGCGGCGACAAGCGCCGAGAAACCUCUGGACGCGUCCAAGCUGAUCGUCUCGCCGUCGCUGUCGAAUCUGCAAAGCGAGUCUUAUUCACCCAUCUACGAUUCAUUCCAUCAGGAUAAGUCGAUUGAGUUGGCCGGCUUCGCGGACUUUGAAUAUCCGUCGUACACCGGCAUCGGCAAGCUCAUCUCCCAGGACUUUCAGCAUCAGCCAGGCGCCACGUUAUCCGCCGUACAAGUGCCGGUGUACAAAACCAGUUAUCCUCUGUCAAAAGCUGGCGAUUACGCGCGCACGUACGCGCCGAGCUUCCCGUCGAGCGGCGCAGCAACGUUGCAUCAGUCAUCGGACAAAUCGACCCCGAGAACCAAGCAGAGAAACGAGGCCACCGUGAACGUGAAUGGCAAGAAGAUCACGGUACCAGUAAUUCGGAUACAAAGCAAUCCGGACUUCGACGAAAUUUUGCCCGCCUUCGAAAGCCAGCCGUUCCUCCUGCGCACGAGCUACCAGCCGGCCGAGUCCGAUGUGGACUUCACCUUUGGACCCGCGUCGAAAUUCAGUUUGACACCACAAUCGAGAAACGUUUCGCCGUUUUUGUCCCCGCUGUCGAGCUUCCAAGGUCAGGUGGUGCCGAUCCAAACGGCCGGCAAUAGCGCGCAAUUUCCGCGGUACAAAGGCGCCUCCAUCGAAGUUUACCCCGUUCCGAGCAGUCUUCCGAAAGCGCAGGGUAGUUACGAGUCUCUUUAUAGCCAGCCACAAUUGCACUUCAGCAAGGAACACGGUAGUCAGCCGGUUAACGUACAGCAAAAUACCGUGCAGUCGUCAAUCUCGACGGAGGACGUACUAGACGACGUGGAGAUCAUCAACAAGAAGAACCCGGAACCACAUACGCCUCAGCCUGACGAGGACGACGACGAAGAUGAAAGAUUCACAAAUCCGGAAAAGGAAUACGAACACAAUUCCGAGAAUGACAGUGCUGAGCAGUCGGGCAAACAUUUUAAGGAGCCACCCACGGAAAGCGACUUCAGACCUUCAACCUCUUUCCCCUUCAAAGAGUACGACGAGAAAUUUGGCAAGUACAGAGCGCAAAUUGAUGAUGAGGAUUCCGAGAAUAAACCACAUUCUCGUUACAAAAAUUAUUCAGCAAAUGAUGACGACGAGGAAGACGAAUCAUCAUCAGAGGAUCGUGCUGAAUAUGUUAAAUCCUCAAAACCAUCACGUGAUUCAUAUGAAGAAGAAGAUGAAGAAGACGAGGAAGAAAGUCGCAAGCACGAGAGACACGAGGGAUCCGAUAAUGACUCCCAUAAAGUGGAACCCAAGCAAUCCAAAUAUUACGGAAAAGACUUUGAGCAGGAAUUUGAAGAAUCUUACAGGAAAGAAUUGCCGAAACAUAAAUACGUUCACGUGAAAGAAGUGCCAGAGAUAGACAGUUACAACAAUCCGAAGCCUUCUAGACGGCAACAAAAGGACGACAAUCGAUCUCGCGUAAAUCACGAGCAUCGAGAAGAGUCAAAGAACUAUGGGUCGCGAGUUUCUCAUAGAAAUCGCAAAACGCCGAGGACAGGCUAUAGAGACAAUGCGGCUUACGGCACGGAUGUGUCAGCCAACAAGACGCCCAGAGUGAUCUAUGAAGAGUUCUUCGGAUACAAAGACCCCGAAACCGGAAGAUAUGUCAAGCACGCGAAGACUGAAGCUGUCGCGAUCGAGAAGUAUUUGCCCGCAAAACAAUCCCCCAAGGAGGACAAUUAUGUUCGCGCUACCAAGUAUUACAAAUUCAAGAAUCCCAAAAUCGCCGGCGGACUCGCUUACAAGAACAAUCCGAAUCUGUAUCUUUCCGCGAACGGUUGGAAAUCGGAUAAAACUUUGCCUGAGGAAACGCUGCCCGGAUCGAACGGCAUCAGGCAAUUGUCGGAUCCUAGCGACGGGGCUUCCUUUUAUGGGAUGAAUGUGGUGAACGGACAGACACGCUCUCUCACGAACGCGGAGAUCCUUCGUGACUUGAUGGGAAUCUAACAAGUGUAACGAAGUAACCAAAUAUUAAAUUAAUAUGUAAUGUAUCGAGUAAUGUGUAUUGUUUCGUUUAAAGUUCUCUCUUGGCGGAAUCUGGGCGAAUUUUCUAUGAAAAAUACCGUGUGAGGAAAUAUAAAUGUUUAUAUGUAAUGUAAAUUGAUAAAAGCGUGCGCGGAUCGUGCUCGGAUCGUGAAAUAAAAUGCAUAUUUUAUAUUCGUUAAUGUGUAUAAUUGCUGUUAUGCUCUUGGUUGUACACAUUGUAUAUUUAUGAUUUUAUAGGAUAAAAAUGUUUUCAUAUAUUGCUUUUAUCUUUUAUGCUGGUUAUUCAUUAAUUAAACUUUUGUUAUAUAUGUGCUGCUUAUUCAAGUUUAUACAAUGUUAACGAUAUAUAUAAAUAUAAAUGACUCGUUAUAAGUUAUAACAAAUGUCUCAUUGUCAGUGUUUCAACGAGUAUUAUUAAUUGAAUCUACAAAAAUAUGAAAAUUAAAAAAAAUUCAAAUUAAUUGAUAUGUUACAGAAAAUUUAGGA
Ooceraea biroi (clonal raider ant) is the source of this 2955-nucleotide messenger RNA. RefSeq lists its product as uncharacterized. The record is from RefSeq and is a predicted model, not a curated record. NCBI's taxonomy places the organism in Eukaryota, Metazoa, Arthropoda, Insecta, Hymenoptera, Formicidae.